UAACACCCACACGGUACCCCCCUCUCUCUCACUAUAUAUAUAUAUAUAUAUAUAUAUAUAUACAGUGUGUGAAAGUGUGAGUUUAGUUUUAAUUUCAAUCUUCUUGUUGGGUACAAUAUAUUUGUGGAAAUGUCUAGUCCUGAUCAUGUAGUAGAAGAUGGUACUAGUGAUCAUCAAGCAUUUAGCCAGAAACCACUAAAUGGAAAGAAACUUUCUUGGCAAAAGCUCAGGCGACAUGACUCCUUGGAUAUUGAAUCCGCCAAGAUUCAAGGCCAUCACGCUCACAACUCCAAGGGUACUGCGGAUUGGUCGGUGAUACUGCAUCUAGCAUUCCAGAGCCUCGGGGUAGUGUAUGGAGACAUCGGAACCUCACCUCUUUACGUGUAUGCCAGCACUUUCAGCGACGGAAAAAUUAAACACAACGAUGACAUAUUGGGUGUUCUCUCUUUGAUCUUCUACACCCUCACUCUCAUUCCUCUUCUCAAGUAUGUCUUCAUCGUCUUACGGGCAAAUGAUAACGGGGAUGGAGGAACAUUUGCUUUGUACUCUCUACUAUGCCGAUAUGCCAAGGUGGGUUUGAUUCCAAGUCAAGAAGCAGAAGAUCGAGAUGUGUCAACGUAUAAAUUUGAUUUGCCUAAUAAUCGCUUGCUACUAGCAUCGAAGCUCAAGUCUAAGCUAGAGAAUAGCCAGUUUGCGAAGUUUUUCCUCUUAUUUGCCACAAUGCUUGGCACAUCAAUGGUCAUCGGUGAUGGUGUCCUCACACCUUGUAUCUCAGUGUUAUCGGCUGUUGGUGGGAUCAAGGAAGCUACGUCCUCCAUGACAGAAGAAAGGAUUGUUUGGAUAGCAGUUGCCAUCUUAGUCUGCCUAUUCAUGGUCCAAAGAUUUGGAACUGACAAAGUUGGCUACAGCUUUGCUCCCAUAAUAUGUGUCUGGUUCGGUCUCAUUGCCGGCAUUGGCGUCUAUAAUUUCUUCAAAUUUGAUUCCACUGUUGUUAAAGCCAUAAAUCCAAAGUACAUCAUUGAUUAUUUCGUGAGGAACAAAAAACAAGCGUGGGUUUCACUUGGUGGCGUCGUCCUCGCUACAACAGGAACUGAAGCAUUAUUUGCCGAUGUUGGACACUUCACUGUUCGAUCUAUACAAAUAAGCAUGUGCAGUGUUGUGUACCCAGCACUCAUAUUAGCUUACACUGGACAAGCCUCUUUCCUUCGCAAGCACAAUGAUUUGGUCUCAGAAACCUUCUACAAGUCCAUACCACACGCUUUGUAUUGGCCAAUGUUUGGUGUGUCCAUAUUGGCGUCAAUCAUAGCAAGCCAAGCCAUGAUUUCGGGGACUUUCUCAAUUAUCCAACAGUCCCUCUCUCUCGGCUGCUUUCCUCGUGUUAAAAUUGUUCACACAUCGGCUAAGUACGAGGGACAAGUUUACAUCCCUGAAGUCAAUUAUCUUCUCAUGUUGGCUUGUGUUGGUGUCACUGUUGGCUUCAGAACUACUACAAAGAUUGGCAAUGCAUAUGGGAUCGCGGUGGUGUUUGUGAUGACUCUAACAUCAGCAUUCCUAGUAUUGAUCAUGAUCAUGAUAUGGAAAACCCACAUACUUCUGGUGAUUUCAUAUGUUCUUGUGAUUUGUACGGUUGAAUUUCUCUAUUUAAGCUCAGUCCUCUACAAAUUCGAUCAAGGAGGAUAUCUACCUUUGGCUUUCGCAAUGCUUCUAAUGGCUAUCAUGUACACUUGGAAUGAUGUGUACCGAAGGAAAUACCAUUAUGAGCUAGAUCACAAGAUUUCUCCUGAGAAGGUGAAGGAGAUAGCUGCUGAUACAGACUGUUGUCGAAUACCAGGACUCGCUAUCUUCUACUCGGAGCUUGUUCAUGGAAUUCCACCCAUCUUCAAGCAUUAUGUGGAAAAUGUACCUGCAUUACACUCCGUCCUCGUUUUUGUCUCAAUCAAGUCACUACCCAUAAGCAAAGUUCCAGUAGAAGAGCGAGUCAUCUUCAGAAGAAUAAAACCAGAUGAGCUCAAUGUGUUCCGUUGUGUUGUGAGAUACGGAUACACUGAUGCACGCAAUGAACAUGAGCCCUUUGAAAGGAUGUUAGUUGACAGGUUGAAGGAGUUCAUUAGAGAGGAUUCGAUGUUUCAUGCAAUGGUAUGCAAUAACCAAAAGGAUGGAGAAAUAGAUGAUGGAUCAGGUAAUGGUGAUAACGUUAACGAGGAUUCAAAGCAAGCUGAAGCUGAGAAACAAGUAGAUGCAAUGGAGAGAGAGAUUGAAGUAGUGGAGAAAGCAUGGCGAGCCGGGGUUGUUCACUUGAUGGGUGAGAAUGAAGUGAUUGCAGGGAAAGGAGCUAACAUAGGAAAGAAGAUAUUGAUAGAUUAUGCUUACAAUUUCUUGAAGAGGAACUUGAGACAGACUGAGAAGGUGUUUGAUAUACCUCACAAGCGCAUGCUAAAAGUGGGAAUGACAUAUGAGCUUUAGAACAUCAACCAAGCUAUAAGAAGAAAAUUCAGCACACUUGAUGUAGUUAUAUUGUAGAGGACAAUAAAAAUAACAGUCUAGCCUCUAUACUUGUGGAGAGGAGAUGAACCUCUGCAGAUUAACAUAAAGUGUAAUAUCUGCUUCCCUUGUCCAGCAAGUGAUGGCACAAUUAAGUGUCUGAGCAAAUGCAUGUAAUGUAAAAAAUAGUCUUGAGUGUUAAAUUUUGUUAUAAUA
Cornus florida is the source of this 2697-nucleotide messenger RNA. RefSeq names its product potassium transporter 5-like. Gene Ontology annotation, molecular function: potassium ion transmembrane transporter activity. Gene Ontology annotation, cellular component: membrane. Bases 130 to 2463 code for a protein of 777 amino acids. The record is from RefSeq and is a predicted model, not a curated record. NCBI's taxonomy places the organism in Eukaryota, Viridiplantae, Streptophyta, Magnoliopsida, Cornales, Cornaceae. Gene Ontology annotation, biological process: potassium ion transmembrane transport. The transcript is spliced from 8 exons.